Messenger RNA from Syngnathoides biaculeatus (alligator pipefish), 1813 nucleotides. It is a transcript of the gene fgf20b, whose product is annotated as fibroblast growth factor 20b. The transcript has 3 exons. Gene Ontology annotation, biological process: cell differentiation; positive regulation of cell population proliferation; positive regulation of protein phosphorylation. The record is from RefSeq and is a predicted model, not a curated record. Gene Ontology annotation, molecular function: fibroblast growth factor receptor binding; growth factor activity. Gene Ontology annotation, cellular component: cytoplasm. The coding region runs from base 223 to 876 and encodes 217 amino acids. NCBI's taxonomy places the organism in Eukaryota, Metazoa, Chordata, Actinopteri, Syngnathiformes, Syngnathidae.
AGGAGGUGUAAGAGAGAGAGGGAAAGAGAGAGAGAAAGAGCGAGAAAGAGAGAGGAGAGAGAGAGAGAGAGAGAGACAGGAAGAAGCGUGUAUUUGCAGAGCGUGGACAACCAGUGGAGAAACCCCCUUGCACAGCGUGGGUCCGGAACUGAGAAUAUGGACUGAAGUGAUCGCGGCGGUCUGGUUCCACGCCAAGUGCGCUCUUCCUCUGCGAACUACGCGAUGGCCGCUUCUGCUGGAGCUUCUGCAGCUUCUCUGGGGGAACUUGGCGGCGUCCUCCACGGCAUCGACGGUGUCGCGCCCGUCGGAUCGCAUUUCCUCCUGACCCCGAUCGUGGACGGUCCGCCGACGCUGCUCGGGGAGCAACUCAUACCCGGGGACAGAUUGUCACGCAGCUCGGCCGCGGAUUUAACGCACCUCAAAGGGAUCUUGAGGAGGAGACAGUUGUACUGCAGGACCGGUUUCCAUCUGGAGAUACUUCCGGAUGGCACCGUGCAAGGGACCAGACAGGACCACAGUCGCUUCGGUAUUUUGGAAUUCAUAAGCCUCGCCGUUGGCCUAAUAAGCAUCCGAGGAGUGGACAGUGGACUCUAUCUGGGGAUGAAUGACAAAGGAGAGCUAUAUGGCUCUGAGAAGCUGACAGCCGAAUGCGUCUUCAGGGAACAGUUUGAAGAGAACUGGUACAACACGUACUCGUCCAACCUUUACAAGCACGGAGACAAAGGGACGCGUUACUUUGUGGCUUUAAAUAAAGACGGGACACCGAGGGAUGGGACUAAAUCCAGGCGGCAUCAGAAAUUCACACACUUCUUGCCCAGGCCUGUUGACCCCGAUCGCGUGCCAGAACUCUACAGAGACGUCCUGGGCCACAGCUGAGACCUGCCAAGAUCUGCGCUCCAGAGCGGGAAUAGCUGCCGCCGCCCUCGCACGCAGGCAGCGGGCGAUAUGGGAUGGACGCAGGCAGCGCAGGAGGGCUCGAGGACAAGCGGGCCAACCGGCAGGGAUAAAGGCACCGGGCCCCCCCCCCCACCCCAGGAAUGCACGGGCAUCUCUCAGCAGCCACAGACAGGCGAGACUGUUGGACUCUGUCAGUCUGCACGCUCAGCACGAGAGGGUCAUUUGGUCCGUGUGGACGGAAGAAUCUCAAAGUACCUGCGAGGAAUUGGAGACCAAGCGGAAGCGGCAUAUUUGAUGUCUCCGGCGGGACACGUCCGACAAGUUUGUGGGAACGUGUUCACUGGUCUUUUGGUCUUGGGUCUGUUCGGGAGGACUUUGAAGGAAAACAGUGACUUUGUUUUAAGAAGAGCUAAAAAGUCUACCGAUUUAUUUAUUCCUUUUAGAUACAUAUAUUUAUGUUAUAUAUUUAUUUAUUUGAGAAUAUAUUUUUACAUUUAUAUACAUGCAAUAUAGAGAAACUACUAGAAACUGUACAAAUGAUGUAACGAAUGAAACACUGUACUACUAUCGUCUUUUAUUCAAGGAAAAGCUCCACAACACUGUAGCGCCACCAAAGAAAUGAACAAUAUUAGUGAGAUUUGUCAUGGACCCUCUGAUAUUUUUCAAUGCAUUUCACCACAGGUGUCAGUCACAAUUUCAUGAACCCGUAUGGCACAGUUACAGACAAACCACGUGUCGUCAUCAGCAAACUCGCGAAUGACUUAUCCAUGCUCAACAAUAAAUAAGAAUGUGAUCAUCAUGUGUUUCACUAUGAGAAUCAGCGCUAACGUAUGGACAAGGUUACAUUAGAAAGCCUUUUCUUUAUUUUUGAAGAAGCACGACCGCUUGCCCUUGUUAUCCACAGUUUCAACACAUA